AUGGAUCUCCUAGCCACGGUGCGGAAGGAAGGUUCUCGAGGUGGAACGGGAGACUUCAAAUGGUCCGAUGUUCAGACCUCCUCGCGCCGCGAAAAUUAUCUAGGACACUCGUUAAUGGCCCCAGUCGGGCGUUGGCAAAAGGGUCGAGAUCUCAAUUGGUAUGCAAAAGGUGAAACCCCAGGAGAUGCAGGCGAGGAUGCAGAUGCCAAAGCUGCAAGAGAACGAAGAGAAGAGAUUCGUCGAAUCAAAGAGGCGGAAGAAGAUGCCCUGGCAAGAGCACUAGGACUCCCUGUUGCGCCACGAAACAACCCCAACAUGGAAGAAUUAGGCACACAACGUGAGGUUAGGAAGGUUUUGAAAGAGGCCGCCGGAGAUGAUGAGCUCACAGGUACAAGGGGGGUUGGCUAUGGCCGGGCUUCAGACCCGCAGAGAGGAGAUGCUACUACUGAGCGCCUCGAAGGCACAGGAGGAGAACAAGAUCGGGAACUGAAAUAUGCGCUUAAAGAAUACAAGCGACGCCAUGGUGAUCGAAAACGCCGCAGGACGAAGACCCUCGGCACAGGAGUCACAGACAAGAGCACCACAGGCACAGACGGUCCAGGUCAGUCUCAUCUGAAAGACAACGGAUCCGAGAACGUCGUGGGAGGUCAAGGAGCAGGUCUCCCGGCUAUUCGCGCCCGGAUCCUGAUCAUAGACGGCAUGAAGAAGAACGGCGAUACAGCCGACGCUGAGGUUCAGACCAAGUAUUGGGUUUCCAACCAGUCAAGCAUGUCAACCUAA
This is a messenger RNA of Exophiala spinifera, 780 nucleotides long. RefSeq lists its product as uncharacterized. The transcript is spliced from 2 exons. The record is from RefSeq and is a predicted model, not a curated record. The coding region runs from base 1 to 780 and encodes 259 amino acids. NCBI's taxonomy places the organism in Eukaryota, Fungi, Ascomycota, Eurotiomycetes, Chaetothyriales, Herpotrichiellaceae.